Messenger RNA from Macrobrachium nipponense, 3853 nucleotides. RefSeq lists its product as uncharacterized. Gene Ontology annotation, molecular function: protein binding. The record is from RefSeq and is a predicted model, not a curated record. Lineage: Eukaryota; Metazoa; Arthropoda; Malacostraca; Decapoda; Palaemonidae. Gene Ontology annotation, cellular component: mRNA cleavage and polyadenylation specificity factor complex.
UUUGAUAAACUUGUAAAUUGACGGUAGUGUGAGAAUCUUUAUCAGUCUCAGUGUUGUCUUGGCUCGUCAGUAAUGGCGGCAGUGUAUUUGUGAUUGUGUUUGUGAAUUUUCGCGUGCGCCGUUCGCCACAGCAAUUCGAGUUAUCGUCGGGGUUUAAAUCCAGAGUCCACUAUGAUUCAAGUGGACAUGUUUAGCACGCCCCCACCUCCAAUCCCACAGGGAAAACCACCACCUCCCAUGCAGGGUGGACCCCAGCCAUUCCAAGCAUUAUCGUUCAAGCCCUUUAAAGCUCCAGAUGGAGAAUUUGAUGGAAAGAGACUCAGAAAAAGUGUUAUGCGAAAGACUGUUGAUUAUAAUUCCUCUGUCGUAAACAUGUUAGAAAGUCGUGUGUGGCAACGUGAUGAGCGUGAUCGUGGCCAGUUGCAGGCUGAUGUUUGCUAUGCUUCUGAGAUGCUUCCACCCCCUGCAUAUCCAGUUAAUCCAAUAAAUGCUGUUGUAACUAAGUUUGUUCGUACCUCCACUAACAAAGCUAAGUGUCCAAUAUUCUGCUUGGCAUGGACACCAGAAGGCAGGAGACUGGUGACAGGAGCUUCCUCUGGGGAAUUUACUCUUUGGAAUGGAUUGACCUUCAAUUUUGAAACAAUUUUACAAGCUCAUGACAGUAGUGUGAGAACGAUGGUCUGGUCCCACAACGAUCAAUGGAUGGUAACUGGAGAUACUGGUGGCUUUGUUAAAUAUUGGCAGACGAAUAUGAAUAAUGUGAAGCUGUUCCAAGCACAUAAGGACCCAGUGCGUGGCCUCAGUUUUUCCCCGAGUGAUCAGAAGUUUGCCACCGGUUCUGAUGAUGGGACCGUUAGGAUAUGGGACUUUUACCGUUGUUAUGAAGAAAAAAUUCUUAGAGGUCAUGGAGCUGAUGUCAAAUGUGUUGACUGGCAUCCAUCGAAAAGUCUUCUAGCAUCGGGUAGUAAAGACAACCAACAGCCCAUUAAGUUGUGGGACCCGAGAUCAGGCCAGCCACUGGCAAAACUACAUGCUCACAAAAGCACAGUAAUGGAUCUCAAGUGGAAUGCAAAUGGUAAUUGGUUGUGCUCUGCAUCUAGAGACCAUUUGUUGAAGCUUUUUGAUAUAAGAAAUCUUUCCACAGAGUUCCAGGUCUUCAGAGGUCACAAGAAGGAGGCUUCUUGCAUAGCAUGGCAUCCACAUCAUGAGGGCUUAUUUGCAAGUGGUGGUUCAGAUGGAUCAAUCCUCUUUUGGCAUGUUGGAAAUGACAAGGAAGUAGGUGCCAUUGAAUCUGCUCAUGAUGGUAUUAUAUGGGACUUAGCUUGGCAUCCUCUUGGUCACAUUCUGUGUUCAGGGUCCAAUGACCAUACGUCAAAGUUUUGGACGAGAAAUCGACCUGGGGACAAGAUGAGAGACAAAUACAACUUGAAUACUCUUCCAGCAGGGUUAGCUGAUGACUCCAUGGAUAUCGAUGAUAUUCCAGUUACCUCCAAUAUUGAAACACAAGGUGCUAUUCCUGGCAUGGGCCCUGACGACAAAGUUGAGGAAGCUGAUUCUAAUGCACCAGAAACGAUACCUGGUCUAGACUUUGAGAACACUGGCUUUGACAGAUUUACAAAAAAGACUCCAUAUGCCAAGCCUAUCCCAAAGACUUUCCAAGCUGCAUGGAAUGCUGCUGGUGGCUUGGAAGAGGAAAUUGAAGAGGACAAUAACAUUACGAGCUGGGUAAUAACUGACAGCAAUGAAUUAUUUUGCCUACCUGCAAACAUCGAUGGUGAUUAUGUUUAUACAGAUGAAGGAGAUGAGUUGCCUCCAGGGUCUGUGCCUUUGGAAGACAUUAAGGCUAAUUCCAUUCUUUACUCUGGUUUCCUUAUUCCUCUUGAAUUUGUAUCAGGUGAUGUUAUAUGGAAAGCCUUUACAACAAUGGAAGAGGAAGAUUUUAUUUCAGAGGUUACCAAGGAUCCAGAAUUUGCAAAGAAACUUAUUAAAGAAAAGCACAUGCUGCUUAACCCUAAUGCUAGUAUGGAAGAUCCAGUACCUGAGAAGAGGCCAAAUUCUUUUGAAACAAACAACCAAACUUUCACUGGUGCCCAGAAUAUCAUGAACACCAAUAAUAAUAUGACUAAUAAUAACAAUGUGAAUGUCAAUGUUAACAACAACAGUGGUAACUUCCAAAACCAAGGUAAUUACCAUGAUGGGCCACCACCCAAUUUUGGAAACAACAACUAUUCUGGUGGCUCUCGGAAUUUCAAUAAUCAUCCAAGAGGAAACUUCAGAGGUCAUAAUGACAGGGGUUAUAAUCGAGGAGGUCCAAGGGGUAAUUGGCAAGCAAGGGGCGGAGGUUCCAGGAAUGAUCACGGGCCUGGAAUGGGAGGACCAAGAUAUAAUGAAGAAUCAUAUGAGGAGAACUAUGACAAUGACUGGGGUUACAAUGACCAGGGUGAUCCUGAUAAUGGUAUAAACAAUGACGAAGUGCGGAUGAGUUAUGAUGAGAAAGGAACGGGCCGAGGCAGAGGCAGAGGGCCUAGAGGUAGAGGCAGAGGCGGUUUUAAAGACUUCAGCAACAAAUAUGAUGAUGGUGAAGGAGAUAGCAGACCAAACCAGUGGCAUCCAAGAGGAGGCCAAGAUGAGGAUUAUGAAGAUGAGAGAGACAGGGGUGGAGACUGGAAUCAAGAUAAUAAUUACUCUUGGGGAAGGAAAGGAAAUUAUAACAACUACAAUAACAAUAACAAAAUGAGUAAUCAAAACAGUGGUUGGAACAAUGAGGACAGUGGUUAUGAGAGUCGUCAUAACUCUUGGAGGGGAAGAGGUAGAGGCUUCAAAGGAGAUUAUCAGAGAGGUGGAAGAGGUGGGAGAGGAGAUUAUCAAAGGGGGAGGGGGAGGGGAGAUUUCCAGCGCAACAGAAGUAGAGGUGGCCCCGUCAGGGGUAGAGGUAGAGGUGAAGGAAGUGGCUGGGAUUAUUAGUAUAUUUUAUUUAACCUCCAUCAUCAGUUCAUUAAAUAUGGUGUUCAGGUUUGUUUAUAGUUUCAUUUUGAAAGUGUAUAUGAGUCAGUUGUUUAACCAAAUUUUUCCAUAAGUUUAUUGUUUUAUAAGUUGUAGAUUUUUAUGAUCUUGUAAUUUAGCACCUAUUUUAGUAUUGUAUAUAUGUAAAAAUGAUUUACAGUUUCUACAUGAGGUGCAAGAUUUUGUUAGGAACAUUCCUGUAUCACCAUUCAAUAAUCAUUCACAUGAAUAUAUAAAGAUAUUUUAUCACCAUCACCAGCCAAGAUAAUGUACAAAUUUUACACAUCAGUUAUUUCAACACAAUGUUACACAUAAGUCAAAUUCAAAGCUGACCAGAACAGGAUCAUGACACAAAUAAUCAUCGUAGGUUUGUCACUUACCUCUUGAAAUAUUAUGUAAUCACUCUCAAGUAAAAUGUGAACACAAUAUGCUCAGCACUGUGAGCCAAGGACGCUCAGCCAGUGAAUUUUGUUUCAUAUUUCUUGAGGAAAUGGAGUUCACCUCCAUUACUGUGGCAUCCACAGGUGGAGUUUGUAGUACUUUCUUUUACUGCAUUGUGGUUUUUUUUAGUUAGCCCAUCACAUGAGGUCAGGUUGAAUUAAUCAGCAUUAGGGACAUUACCAGAAAUUCAUACUGAAGGUUCUUGGUUUCUGCUAGUACAGUAUUCUAUAAUUUGCAAUUGAAGCUGGAGUAUAUAUGGCUUUUUUUUGUACAGGUAUUUGGUUUUGUUAGUAAUAUGUUACUUUUGGGAAAAUUACUUGAGCAAUCAUUCUGAGUGAGACCCGGCGCUCAUUUUUCUUUGUCUAUAUCAUAACAAAGAUCAUGUACUUAUAUAAAUUAAAUCCUGGAA